Messenger RNA from Oreochromis aureus, 4142 nucleotides. RefSeq names its product bloodthirsty-related gene family, member 12 (gene btr12). The transcript has 15 exons. Lineage: Eukaryota; Metazoa; Chordata; Actinopteri; Cichliformes; Cichlidae. The record is from RefSeq and is a predicted model, not a curated record. Gene Ontology annotation, molecular function: protein binding; zinc ion binding. The coding region runs from base 85 to 3897 and encodes 1270 amino acids.
GAAGAGUUCAACACCUGAGCUGUGUGAUUCACAGCAAAGUACGUGAGGUGAAGCACCGCACCGCUCGAGGUCAAAAAGGAAAACAUGAGCUUUAAUUCUCUCUCUGAGGAGCAGUUCAGUUGCUCCAUCUGUCUGGAGAUAUUUGUGGAGCCCGUCUCCACACCAUGCGGCCACAGCUUUUGCAAGGCCUGUCUACAGGGCUAUUGGAACCACAGCAAGAAGUUCCUGUGCCCAAUGUGCAAGAAGAGCUACUCUAGAAAGCCUGAGAUGAGCGUCAACAGGGUCCUGGCUGAAAUAUCCUCCCAGUUUCAGGGGCUGACGGUGGCUAAAGGCACCGCCUCUCAGGGAUCCAGAUGGAAUUUGAGCUCAGAUACGGGCCAGAGCAGCUCGCCAGUGAAGGAUACCGGAGAGUUUGCCCAGCCUGGGGAUGUUCCUUGUGAUGCUUGUAUUGGAAGGAAGUUAAAGGCGCGGAAAUCUUGUGUGAACUGCCCUGGGUCUUUCUGUGAGUCCCAUCUCAGGCAUCAUAAGAAGGUCAAGACACUGACAACUCAUCGUCUGAUUGAACCAACUUUCCACCUGGAAGACAAAAUUUGUAAGAAACAUGAACGUCUCCUGGAUGUUUACUGCCGGAGCGACCACAUAUGCAUCUGCUCUGCCUGUGCCGAUGCUACACACAAAUCCCAUGAGACUGUCUCCAUUGACCAUGAAUUUAAGAAGAAGAUGGGUAACGUGGGAAAGAAGAGAUCAGAGCUGAAACAUCUGAUCAAGGAGAGAGCCAAGAAACUCGACGAGAUCAAACAGUCCAUCAAGGUCAUAAAGGCCAGUGCUCAGAAGGAGUUGGAGGAAAGCUGGCAGGUGUACGCAGAGCUGCAGCGUCUGGUGGAGCAGAGUCAGGCGGAGCUGGUUGAGCUGAUAGCCACGAGGCAACGUGAGGCGGAGCGUCACGCACAGGAAAUGGCCAGGGGUUUGGAGAAUGAACUCAGCCAACUGAGGAGGAGGAGCAAUGAGCUAGAAGCCCAUGCACAGACACACGACAAAGUGCUUUUCCUUCAGAACCUGGCGUCACUGUCACCCCCACCCGAGCCCACUGAUUGGUCAGCGGUCAGCAUCAAUACUGACCUUUAUCUGGGAACCAUCCGGUCUUCGGUCAGCGGCCUCAUUGAUAAGUUCCAGGAUGAGCUUAAAAGAAUAUACGGGAAAGAGCUCCGGAAGGUGCAGAACUACGCAACUGAGGUGAUUCUGGAUCCUGCCACAGCCCAGAGGAACCUGACUGUGUCUGAUGAUGGUCAGCAGGUGAGAUAUGAAGAGCGCAAGUCCACUCACUCUGAGGGUCCAAAGCGCUUCAGCCCGGCCCUCUUUGUCUUGGGCCGGGAGGGGAUCAGCACGGGGCGACACUACUGGGAGGUGGAUGUGUCGCGAAAGACGGCCUGGACGCUCGGCGUAGUCCGCGCUUCUGCCCGACGCAAGGGUGAAAUCAAGCUGAGUCCCGAGGGUGGAUACUGGUGCCUGUGGCUGAAGAACGGGGAGGUGAAAGCGCUGGCGUCGGCCCGCUUGCCUCUAAUGCUGCCUUCCCAACCCAGUAAAGUCGGAAUCUUUCUGGAUUACGAAGGAGGCCAGAUUUCUUUCUAUGAUGUGAAGGCUCGUCUGCAUCUCUACAGUUUUAGCGAUAGCUUCAGUGAGAACCUGUACCCGAUCUUCAGCCCCUGUCUCACCCAGGAGGGGAAGAAUAACGCCCCGCUCAUCAUAACCCAUGUUAAACACAGCGGGCAGCGGUUACAGCCUGUCUCAUAUGUCAGUGCACUGUGGAGUCUCCAGGCAGCUGCUCUCUGCAGGUUUGAUGACCCAUUCAAAGGCUGGUUGCUUGCACUGAAAAUGACCCUGCCUCUCCGCCGUGCAGGAAUGGCCACCACUGGGAACCUUUCAGAAGAGCAGGUGCACUGCUCCAUCUGUCUGGACGUCUUCACCAACCCCGUGUCCAUCCCCUGCGGACACAACUUCUGCCAGAGCUGCAUCCUGGGAUACUGGAAAAGCAGUCCUUUGUAUCAGUGUCCCAUGUGCAAGAAGUCCUUCUACAAAAGGCCCGAUAUUAGCGUCAACACCGUCUUGAGGGAAAUCGCAGAGCAGUUCAAGGAGAUUAGGAUUAAAAGCAUGGAAGGGAAGGGGAGCAAGGAAGAGGGAGAGGGGAAGGAAAGGAAGUGGACAAUAGAAAGGAGGAAAAGGGAGGAUGAGGAGAGGCUUUUGGAGAAAGACCAGAAAGAGCAGCUUUUGGAGGAGCUGAAGCUGAAGCAAGAGGAGAAGAGAAAGAAAGAGGGAGUGAAGGAGAAACAAGGAGAGAAGAGGCCACAGCAAGAAGACUUACCACCUUUAAUCCCUCCGGUCUCACCUCCGAAGACCUCUCCUCCACUGGCACACCAAGCCACAGCACAAGAGCCACCACCUCCACUUCCCCAAACAUCACCCCCACCCUCGCCUCAAAUCUCUGCUUCUCAACUUCCUCAAACUUUACCAUCUCCUCCUUUCUCUUCGCUCCCAUCUCCAUCUUGGGAGGAAGUCCUGUGUGACGUUUGCCUCGGGGAAGGUAGGCCGAAGGCAGUCAAAUCCUGCCUGGUGUGUCUAACUUCCUACUGCGAGGAGCAUCUGAAAUGUCACUCGGCCCGCUUCACUAAGCACAAGCUGAUGGAGCCCGUUGCCAACAUGGAGGACAGGAUGUGUCCGAAGCACGAGAGGCUCCUGGAGCUGUUCUGUAAGAAGGAUCAGAUGUGCGUGUGCGUCCUCUGCACUGAGACGGACCACAGGGCGCACUACACCGUCCCUGUGGAGAGAGAAUGGACAGAGAAAAAGGCGCAGCUGAAGAGGACAGGAAUAGACGUCCAGCAGAUGAUCCAGGACAGAGUGAAAAAGGUGGAGGAGAUCAAACACUCUGUGGAGCUCAAUAAAGCCAGCGCUCAAAGAGAGAUCGAGGAAAGCAUGCAGGUCUUCUCGGAGCUGGUGCGCUCCAUCCAGAAAACUCAGGCCGAGCUGGUUUUGGUCAUCGAGGAGAAGCAGAGGCAGAUGGAGAGGUGGGCUCAAGGCCUCAUUGCUGAACUGGAACAGGAAAUCACUGAGCUGAAGCGGAGGAACGCAGAGUUGGAAACUGUUGCUCGGACUGACCACAUUCAUUUCUUAAAGAGCUUCCCAGCCCUCAGCACUCCACCAUCUGUUAAAGACUGGUCUGAGACCAGUGUUCCCACUGACACAUGUAUUGGGAUGAUCAGAAGAUCAGUGUCCAAACUAGAGGCGACGUUGACUGAAAUGAUUGACAAACUGUCUGACAGUGAGAUCAAAAAAGUUCUGAACUAUACAGUGGAUGUCACUCUUGACCCUGACACAGCCAACCCGUGGCUGCAGCUCUCUCAGGAUAGACAUCAGGUGAGACACCUGGGCGCCUGGCAGGACCUCCCGGACCACCCUGAUCGUUUCGACACGGUGGUUAUAGUAUUGGCCCGUGAGGGCUUCACUUCUGGAAGACACUAUUGGGAGGUCCAGGUGGGGGAAAAGGAUGACUGGUACCUAGGUGUGGCGAGGUCAUCUGUUAACAGAAAGGGCAGGAUCUCUGUAAGCACCACCCAAGGCUAUUGGGCUCUGGCCAUGAAGAAAGGCCAGGGAUACAGAGUGUCAACAUCCCCACCGUCACUGCUCUCCCUCGACCCUAAGCCCAAGAGAGUGGGCGUGUAUGUGGACUAUGAAGAAGGCCAAGUGUCGUUUUAUGAUGUGAGAGCACGGACCCAUAUUUACACCUUUGAGGAUACCUUCACUGAAAAAAUUCUUCCAUUUUUCUACCUGUACUGCUGUGACAAAGCCUCUGACACCAUCAUCAUCUGUCCGGUGAAUGAGAAACAUCUGAUCAAGCAAAGCUAAGGACAUAAAAACAAAAGUUGUUGUAGCUAUACCUGAUUUAAUUACAUGUGAACUGUAGCUAAAUAUGUUAAUUAUACAUCUUGUGAAUUUGUAGCCAACAUGCUACAAAACCUCAAAUGAUGUUCUGGUAAAAAGAAACAGUGUUGACAUUAUUGCAGAAGGUCUCAUAAGAAGAUUUGCAUUUCAAGAUUGUUUGCAUAUUAAAUACAUUGUCAUUUGAUUAGCAUUAAAAACUGGGUGUGCAG